AAGUCAGCUCGAGAGAAGAACGAAGCACUUACAGGAAAAGCGUUUGAAGACAGUUUUAUUGGGAACAUUUUUUUGAUAUAAAGAAAUAUGUUUGCACUAUCGUCACGAGAUCUUGUCGUCUUUACAUGUUGCAUAGUAUCGAGUGCAUGUGUUUUGGCGUUAUCAAGUAUAGAGAAAGACGGAGCUCCAGUUGAACAAAAUAGGUUCUCCCUGUCCAUUGGUAAGACCUUGGUGCACGAUUUUCGACGACAAAAACGAAUCGUUUAUAAUAUGAAAGUACUUUUUCUAGAAUCAAGAUGCAGAGAUCGACUACUCGGAUGCGAUAAACCUGGGUUCUGCUAUAAACACAGAGCAAAAUUUUGGAAAAGAAUGAUUAGAAGAAAUUGUAAAAAGACCUGUGGUCAUUGUCGUGCCCCAUCACCACCAGCAUGCGUCAAUUCUGAGUUCGGUUGCUGUUGGGAUUACAUCACGACUGCCCUUGGUCCUGGGGGUCUGGGAUGUACCAGGUGUGAAGAUAACAUCCGCUAUCCUUAUGUUUGUAAACGAUUUCGCAAGUACUGCAGAAAGUCUGGGGUCAGUGGUAAAUGGAUGAGGCUAAACUGCCCGAACGCUUGUGGACAUUGUGAUAUAUGGCAGUUCAAGUAAAAAUCCAAACCCAAGACAGCGUGAUUAGUUGGAUUGUAUGCAACCAUAAGGUCAUUAGACUAAUCAAUUUUUGGUCAGAAUAAAGAAAGAGAAAGAAGCAAAGGUUUAUUUAAUUUACAAGAUAAACAAAGUGAGACUUUUAGUUUUGUAAUCCCAUUAAACCAAAAAAUUGGAUUUUAACCUUAUACUUGAAGUAUAGUAUUCGUGUAAUAUUUUCAAUAUAAUAACUACGGUAAUUUUUUAAUAACGAAAUUAAGUGAAGUUUAAGGAUGACGAUGAUUGGUUCAAUUAUGGCCACGUGAUCAUAUAUCUUACGAAAGAAGCAAAGUCCCAACUGUUGCUCUUUGCAAAACAAUCUAUCACAAAUUGUGUAUCAUCAUCGAAUGUAAAUAUACAUAAUAAAUUUACUUUGUAAUUUUAAAGCGAAAACAAUGAAGUCAAAAAAUA
This is a messenger RNA of Xenia sp. Carnegie-2017, 1092 nucleotides long. RefSeq lists its product as uncharacterized. NCBI's taxonomy places the organism in Eukaryota, Metazoa, Cnidaria, Anthozoa, Malacalcyonacea, Xeniidae. The transcript has 4 exons. The coding region runs from base 88 to 645 and encodes 185 amino acids. The record is from RefSeq and is a predicted model, not a curated record.